Messenger RNA from Halichondria panicea, 3022 nucleotides. Its product is annotated as scavenger receptor cysteine-rich type 1 protein M130-like. Lineage: Eukaryota; Metazoa; Porifera; Demospongiae; Suberitida; Halichondriidae. The record is from RefSeq and is a predicted model, not a curated record. Bases 1272 to 2543 code for a protein of 423 amino acids. Gene Ontology annotation, cellular component: membrane. The transcript has 13 exons.
GACUAUAACUGCACUGAACCAGGACAGUAUCUCACAGAAUUCAUGGUCACGGCCAGUGACACUGUACUAGAGUAGACUACCGAAUUUCGUCACACGUCAAUAAUUGUCAGCUAAAAGGUGGCCAUGGGACUACUAACUAGCGAAAAUUUGGAUGAGCCAAGUCGCUUCCAGUCGGAGCUGUGAUCACUAGAAAAACUGUACAAUCAUUUGAUUUUCGGCGACUUAUAGCUAAAUCUAGUUAAAUGUGCUGCUGCAUGAACAUAACCAAAAAACUGGGAUAGCUAUAGUAUAUGACCAUUCACUCAGAAAGCUGCACAGCAACUAUUGGUCAACAUGCAAGUCUCAUGCUUCUUUCUGCUAUUAACUGUUGUCACCACUGUCACAGCACAACCAGAAUGUUUAGACGGACAAAUUCGUCUUCCUGAAGUAACAGACACACUUCUUGACUGUCACAAUGGAGAAUGGAGAUGGAUCUGUCAUGAUGCAAGUCAGUGGAACAAUUCGAGAUCAGAAGCUACUUGUGAAAAACUGGGAUAUUCGAAUAAAUUUGGACUAGCGACCGGGUAUUUUCAGAAUGGUUCAAGAAGAGUAGUCACUCUGAGUGACUGCAAUGGACCAGGACUAACAGAGUGUACAGUGACACCUAGUGACAGCUAUAACUCUCUUGUGCGACUAGUGUGUCUCACGGUUACCUGUGCUGCUGAUGGAGAGACAAGACUGGUGGGUGGAUCCACUGACAGAGAGGGACGAGUGGAGAUGUGUGUGGGUGGCCGAUGGAGGACAGUUUGCACUGACAGUCAAAACCUGGAAGUUCUGGCAAGAGGCGUUUGUUUACGAACAGGAAUUCAAAGUUUAGUGUUAGAAGGAAGCACUGUGGCAGUAACUAACUCAUUUCCUCAUGGAGCAUUUCCAGAGUACAGCCUGAAGUGCGUGCAGCGACCCGGUGAAGAUUUGCGCUGUACUCCAGUUCAACAACAAUGUGACAGCUUUGUGGACCUUGGAGUUGUUUGUACGCAAUGAAUGUUCUAGGACUAGUACACUGUCUACACUGUCAACUAGCGUACAUGCAACUACACCGUUGCCUAGUACAACAUGCGGCCCUAUCAAAUCAGAUUUUAAAUUAGACUUUAAAUGUACUGGUAAUUCCACCAACCUCACUGCUGGCAUUGGUGUACUGGUGGCUCUGUUACUAGCCAUAUCAGUUGGUUGGAUAGUGUCCUGUGUUAUUCUACUCAGGAGAGGACAGACUGUGCACAAACAACACCAUCAAAAUGCAAGUCACAAGCUUAUUGCUGUUGGCCACUACUGCCAUUGCUACAGCUCAGUCUCCAGAGUGCUUCAAUGGACAACUUCGUGAAUCUAAUACAACACUUAGUUUACUUGAGUACUGUUAUGAUGGAGAAUGGAGAAGGAUCUGUUCCACAAACGGUCAGUGGAAGGAUACUGAUAUGUCAGUGGCGGUCUGUACAGAACUGGGCUACAGUGAAUCUGAAUCAACUACAAUUCAAACAAUUUGUCGAAAUCCAAAUCCUCCAAUAAAAGUGUUCAUUCUGAGUGACUGCAAAGAACCAGGACUAACCAAUUGCACAGUGGCAUCCAGUGACAACUGUGUUACCUCAUGCUUUAUUGUGAGCUUACAAACGUGCAACACAGCCAACUGUGCUGAUGGAGAGAUAAGACUGGUGGGUGGAUCUACUGACAGAGAGGGACGAGUGGAGGUGUGUGUGGGUGGCAGGCGAUGGAGGACAGUUUGCACUGGCAGUCAAGAACUGGCAGGAACUGUUUGUUCACAAAUGGGAUACAUCUUUGAAGAGAGCCCUGUGGCAAACUCAUUUCCUCCUGGAGCAUUUCCAGAGUACAGACUAAACUGUACGCAACUAAGCAAUGGAAUAUGGCACUGUAGUCCAGUUAAAGAACAGUGUGACAGCUUCGUGGAACUUGGUGUAGUUUGUUAUGAACGCUCAAAAAACAGCACAUCUACACAGUUACCUUCUAUAGCACGGACCCCCGGCAACGAAGACACUACAAGAACUGGCAAUUCCACCACCUUCAUUGCUGGCAUUGGUGUACUGGUGGUUCUGUUACUAGCCGUAUCAGUUGGUUGGAUUGUGUCCUGUGUUAUUCUACUCAAGAGAGGACAGACUGUGCACAAACAACAUGUUGAUGCAGGUACUAUCUCAACAAGGAGCAAUCAGAGCUACACACAACAGAACAUCAACACACAGCUCUACGCUGAGGCCACCCCUCCUGAUAAAACCUACAAUAGGCUGAACAGAAGUGAUAAACAGACGGAGGAAAUUGCUACCUAUGAUUAUGCUGAUCCCAACCAGAUAAGAGUAGAGCGUUCCCAAGCAACCAACCCACCACCAGUGAGUGGUGAAGCUAUCGUGAGAGAAGAGGAGUUCUACAUUGCUGAGGAUCACACGUACGCAGCUGUCAAUAAGAAAGCCAAGAAGAAAAAGAAGCUGAAGAUUGCAGAAUCGGAUGGAGAGGGAGAGAGUGAAGCCCCGCCUCCUUUUGUCAGCACCCUGGCUGAAGUGUAAGGUGGUGGUGACGGAACACUGUGAACUGAGAGUGAGUCAGACAAUUAUAUAACUUUACUGACUGAAUUAAAACAUUCAUAGUAGCUUUAGCUAGAAAUUGAAAACACAAUUGAUUACACCAAUACGUUAGUACACUAUUAUUGAGACAGUAAAUUUUCUAAGUCACAGUUUUUAAGGAAGUAAAUUUUAAUUGUCAUUUCCUGUAUAAAAAUACAAUAGUUGGAUGUCAUAGACAGUAUUAUUUGCAUAUAGAAAGAUCAGUCUAGCUCGUAGUCAACAUGAAAGUUUUGCAUGUACUACUGCUAUCUAUCAUCACCAUUGUAUCAACUCAACAACCACAAGACAACUUCAACAAACAAACAAAAUUUCUGAUAUCUCUGAGUACUGUCACCAUGGAGAAUGGACAUUCAUCUGCCAUGGUGACAGUCAGUGGAACCAAGAGAGGACAAUAUCUGCAUGCACACAACUGGGUUACAGUA